AUGUCACAAUCGGUGGAUGUUCCCGCGCGGGGGCUCAUAAUAUAUAAAGUUGCAAUUGACAUUGACUUUGGUUCGCAAACGAUAAAUGGGAGAACGGAUAUAAAUAUAAUGCCCAUUGAUCCUGAGUUAGAAAAAAUCGUUUUAGACUGCUAUCAAGCUGAUAUUCACGCAUGCUAUAUAAAUAAUGAACCAGCCAAGUUUGUUUACGAUGAUGCUUUACGGCGGCUGCGUAUACAGGAACCAAGUAGUAACGUAAGCCAUCACCAUCAGCUGAAUUCUCAACUUGAAUCAACUGUGAAUGAUUUAGGAGGCUUAUCAAUCUUCUUACCAAAAUCAAAGGGAGAGGAACCUGCACCUGUAUUGGUGUCGGUCGAAUUCUCUGUUCACCAGCCUACGUCGGGCAUAACAUUCGUUGGCGUUGAUCCCAUCGAUCAUCGUUAUCCUCACACUUACACCAACAAUUCUAUAACCCCUUAUAGCACAUCAUCCUGGCUUCCUUGCGUCGAUGGUAUAUGGGAGCGUUCCACCUGGGAGUUUGAAAUUACUAUCCCUAAAACUCUUGGAGCUCUCUCUAAGCCUUCUAGUAACCAACUGAAUGGAUUUGCAAGUGAAUCUUUGUCACAAAAGGCUUCUGAGGAUGAUGAUAUGCAAGGUGGUUUUGACCACAACCAACAUACUUCUGUUACAGAAACAGAUUUUUCUGAAGAUCAUGAUAUGGAGGUUAUUUGCUGUGGUGAUCUAGUAGAUCAGGUUACGCAUCCAAAAGCUACUCAUAAAAAGACUGUAUAUUUUACUGUUUCUACGCCAGUUGCUCCAAACUAUAUUGCUUUUUCAGCUGGCCCAUUCAAACAUAUAAACUUAACAGAUUUUCGGGAACCAGAAGAUGAUGAUGCAAUGGGUUCAAGUGCUAUCGAAAUUGCUGGAUAUUACCUUCCCAAAUAUGCUGAAGAAGUUGAAAACAGCUGUGUAUUUAUGUACAAAGCUAUGGACUUUUUCGUGAGAGAGUAUGGCUCUUACCCAUUUAAUGCGUUCAAACUUUGCUUUGUCGAUGAAACGAAUUAUCCUAUCAUUUCUACUCCAUCCCUUGUCAUUGCUAGUAAUUCUCUUUUAUUUCCUAAAAACAAUUUAGAUGAUAUUUAUGAGUCUACAAAGACACUUACCUGGGCGCUGGCUAGCCAGUGGAUAGGAGUAUAUUUAAUUCCUAAAGCUUGGGAUGAUUUAUGGCUUAUAUUUGGUUUAUCCUAUUUCAUAACGGGUCUAUUUUUGAAAAAGAUGAUGGGAAAUAAUGAUCAUCGUUUUCGGCUAAAAAUGGAUGUUUUAAAGCUACUAGAGUUGGACAUUGGUCGUCCUCCUAUAGCUCAUCCUAAUUUAACUCUUCCAAUUGAUCCUAACACUUUAGAUUUCAUAGCAUUGAAAGCUCCGCUUGUAAUCCACAUACUUGAGCGCCGUCUAACAAAGACUGGUGGUUCUUUAGGAAUGUCAAGAGUGAUACCUAAGCUGCUGCUUCAAGUUAUGAGUGGUCAUAUGUUAAACGGAUGCCUAAGUACUUCUCAUUUUCUCAAAACGUGUGAGAAAGCUAGUCAUAUGCGUUUAGAUAUAUUUGCUCAGCAGUGGAUUUUUGGUUAUGGAUAUCCUAUAUUUCGCGUUGUCCAAAGGUUUAAUAGAAAAAAGAUGAUCAUCGAAAUGGGUAUUGAUCAAGUUCAAACUAAAGAAAAUCCGUCUAUACCUGCAUCAGAAGAAAAUUUUGUUUCCGACGCUAUAAGACAUUUGAACGAUAAGCCGGUUGCUUCUGGCCUUCCAGUGUUCAGUGGACCGAUGACUAUCCGUAUUCAUGAAGCCGACGGUACCCCUUAUGAACAUGUUGUCGAACUGAAAGACUCGUUCACAAAGCUUGAUAUACAGUAUAAUACGAAGUACAAGAGGAUUAGUCGUAAUCGUUCCACGAAAAAUGUUCGCAAAGAUAACGGCGAUCAUGGUGGUGAUGAUUCUGACUAUGUAAUUAGAAGCUUGGGUGACGUCCUUCAAAGUGAUGAAGAUAUUGAAAAAUGGAAGCUUUAUGACUAUACGAAGGAGGACGAAGACACCAUGGCUACUGAAGCUUUCGAAUGGAUCCGUGUUGACGCUGAUUUCGAGUGGAUAUGUGAUCUACGAGUUCGCCAACCUGAACAUAUGUUCGUUUCCCAAAUUCAACAAGAUCGUGAUGUUGUUGCGCAAUUAGAGACGAUUAGACAUUUCACGGGAAAUAGCUUUACGAUUUCUCGCCAGGUAUCCACGGUCUUGCUUAGAACUCUAUUGGAUACCCGUUAUUACUAUGGAGUACGUCAAGAAGCCGCUCAGGCUUUAGCUAAUUGUGCCGCACCUGACUUGGAUUGGAUUGGUUAUUAUCAUUUGCGCACGGCGUUUUUAGAAAGUUUUUGUUUUGAAAAUUCAACUAUUCCGAAAAGCAACGAUUUCACCAAUAUUUCUGAAUAUUAUGUAAAAUGUGCUAUGGUUAAGGCUUUUGCGAAUGUUCGUGAUCGUAAAGGUGUCACCCCGUCGUCCGUGAAGAAGCUUUUAUUAGAUUUACUUUGCUUUAACGACAAUGCUAAUAAUGAGUUCUCUGACUCUCAUUAUAUUUGUCUAUUGAUUGAAUCUCUAGUUGAUGCUCUUAUUCCAAGAGGUGAAACGGUUCAAUAUGCAUUCAGCGAUCCUGAGCACAUGGAGUUUGUUCACCAGGCGAUAAGCGAGAUUGAUCGACACAUGCGCAUUGACGCUUGCAUGCCCUCAUAUAAAAAUAUCAUCACGAUUAAAGCCCUGGAAGCUAAAAUUCGCUUGGGAAGAACCUUUCAUUUAAAUUAUGGCCCGAGGGAGCUAUUUCCAUAUACUCAGGAAAGCAAUUACAACUCUGUUCGCUCAGUCGCAUAUGAUUUGAUGCUCCAAUCCGGAGCUUUGAAAAAUGAUGCUCUAAUCAAAUACAUGUUUUACAUACUUGUGAAUGAUCUUUCACCUGCUGUACGUCGCUCAUUAAUGUAUUCUAUCCAGAAAGGAUUUGGUUGCUUAGCACGAGGUGGGGCCAAAACAGACUUUGCAUCAGACGAUUUAAUCGUUGAAGAAGAUAUUACGAAGGCUAUUGAAAAACGCAUAGAUAUUACAUCUCGAGCGAGUAUAUCUGGAGCCAUUGAGGCACUGCGAAACGAUGUUGGGCAAAACAGAGUAUUAUCUGACGAAAUGUGGAAAGCUAUUAAUGACCCUAAAAUAGAUUUAAUGACCAAACGAAAUUUAUUGAUGAUAUGUCGAGUGUUGUACAAAGCUAAAUCUUCAGUAAUCGUUACACUGAAGAUUCCCAGUCUUAUACCACGCUUGCGUGCCAUCCAUCUUGGAAAAGGUAAAAUUGUCAUAAAAAAGGCGCCAUUAAAACAAAUUGGGAAAAACAAAGAAAAAACACCACCUCAGAUACCCGAUCCAAGUCCCAUUGUUAAUAAUACUAGUAAUAAUAAUAAGCCGAAAGGACCAACUUUGAAAAUCAAGUUAAAGCUUUAG
Molecule: messenger RNA, 3519 nt
Organism: Schizosaccharomyces osmophilus
Lineage: Eukaryota; Fungi; Ascomycota; Schizosaccharomycetes; Schizosaccharomycetales; Schizosaccharomycetaceae
Gene: taf2
Product: TATA-binding protein associated factor Taf2
Exons: 5
Coding region: 1-3519 (1172 amino acids)
Biological process (GO): transcription initiation at RNA polymerase II promoter
Cellular component (GO): transcription factor TFIID complex
Molecular function (GO): RNA polymerase II general transcription initiation factor activity; transcription cis-regulatory region binding; chromatin binding
Source: RefSeq, a predicted model, not a curated record